AUGUUGACUGCCCGCCUCUCCAGACCCCUCUCCCAGCUUCCAGGAAAAGCUCUGAGCUUCCGAGAUAGAGAAAAUGGAGUGAGACACACACUGCUGUCUCCCUCCAUCUCUUUUGCUUCAAUAAAUCGUCGAACUUACGCUGAUCCAGUGAGUCCGGUUGGCAGCAAGGCUGUCCUGAUCACAGGCUGUGACUCAGGAUUUGGGUUCAGCUUGGCCAAUCAUCUGCAUUCACAAGGCUUCCUGGUGUUUGCUGGCUGCUUGCUGAAGAACAAAGGGGACAGUGGGGCCCAGAAGCUGGACAGCUUGAAGAGUGACCACUUGAGAACCGUUCAGCUCAAUGUCUGCAAAAGUGAGGAGGUGGAGGAAGUGGUGGAGACCGUCCGCGCAAGCUUGAAGAACCCUGAGAAAGGGCUGUGGGGCCUGGUGAACAACGCAGGCAUCUCCACCUUUGGGGAGGUGGAGUUCACCAGCAUGGAGACCUACAAAGAGGUGGCAGAAGUGAACCUUUGGGGGACAGUGAGGACCACAAAGUCCUUCCUCCCCCUCAUCCGAAGGGCCAAAGGCCGGGUCGUCAACAUCAGCAGUAUGCUUGGCCGCAUGGCCAACCCCGCCCGCUCGCCGUACUGCAUCACCAAGUUCGCUGUGGAGGCCUUUUCUGACUGCCUGCGCUACGAGAUGCACCCCCUGGGCGUGAAGGUCAGCGUGGUGGAGCCGGGCAACUUCAUCGCCGGCACCAGCCUCUACAGCCCCGAGCGCAUCCAGGCCAUCGCCAAGAAGAUGUGGGAAGACCUGCCAGAGGUGGUGCGCAGCGACUACGGCAAGGAGUACUUCGACCAGAAGAUAGCCAAGAUGGAGACCUACUGCAACAGCGGCUCCACUGACACCACCCCCGUCAUCGAAGCUGUGACUCACGCGCUCACGGCCACCACCCCCUACACUCGCUACCACCCCAUGGACUACUACUGGUGGCUGCGGAUGCAGAUCAUGACCCACUUGCCUGCAGCUGUCUCUGACAGGAUCUAUAUCCACUGA
This is a messenger RNA of Elephantulus edwardii (Cape elephant shrew), 1032 nucleotides long. Its product is annotated as D-beta-hydroxybutyrate dehydrogenase, mitochondrial-like. Lineage: Eukaryota; Metazoa; Chordata; Mammalia; Macroscelidea; Macroscelididae. The coding region runs from base 1 to 1032 and encodes 343 amino acids. The record is from RefSeq and is a predicted model, not a curated record. The transcript is spliced from 6 exons. Gene Ontology annotation, molecular function: oxidoreductase activity.